Messenger RNA from Hipposideros armiger (great roundleaf bat), 2221 nucleotides. It is a transcript of the gene GARIN1B, whose product is annotated as golgi associated RAB2 interactor 1B. The transcript is spliced from 7 exons. Bases 101 to 1132 code for a protein of 343 amino acids. Gene Ontology annotation, cellular component: nucleus. NCBI's taxonomy places the organism in Eukaryota, Metazoa, Chordata, Mammalia, Chiroptera, Hipposideridae. The record is from RefSeq and is a predicted model, not a curated record.
GCUGAUUGGUGGUCCCAGGCCUUGGCCAGCUGCCCAAGGCCAGGAGGGCAGAGAGAGAUCCCAGGACAAAUGUGCAGCAGGCCCGUGAGCAUGUGCGGAAAUGUCAUCAGUUCCACAUGGAAAGACUUGUUGGAAAUCAAAGAAGACAGUAAAAGUCACAAGAUCCUAUUCAACCUUCCCUGCCCUGAAUGCCUGGAAAGAAUUCAGGGACCUCUUGCCUGUGGAUGGGGAACCAAACCCUGGAGUGGACCUGGGCGUGGAGGAGGGACUGCUCUGCCAGAUGGUUCACUCCCCAGAAUUCAACCUGUUUCCUGACUCAGCGGUGUUUGAAAGCAACUUUGUCCAGGUCAAAAAGGGCAGGAACUGGGUCAACAUGUACAAAGCCUCCAACACCAUGGCCCUUGGGGUAACCUCCUCCGUGCCCUGCCUGCCCCUUCCCAACAUCCUCCUCGUGGCCCGUGUCAAAUGGCACCAGGGGCAGAGCCAGACAUGGAACAGACCAUCUGAAGCCCCAGACAUCAUCCUGAAGAAGAUUCUCCCACUGAAGUUCGUGGAGCUCCAGGUCUGUGACUGCCUUCAACGCGUCCUGCGGUUGAGGACAGUCACUGAGAAGAUCUAUUACCUAAGGCUCCACCCUGACCAUCCUGAGACUGUCUUCCACUUCUGGAUUCGACUGGUUCAAAUUCUGCAGACGGGCCUGUCCAUCACCACCAAAGACCCUCAGAUUCUUGUCACUCACUGUCUGGUACCCAAGAACACCUGCAGUCCCUCCGGAGACGCUAAUUCAGUAGAGACGAAACCCCAAGCCUCCCAGCCCAGCGAGAGCCUCAUGAAGCUGAUGGCCGUGGGGGAGAGUGAGGCCCUGUCUCAGAUUUUUGCCGACUUGCACCAGCACAAGCACUUCAGUUCCAGGAGCAGCAAAAAGACGGAGACCAAGAAGGACAAGUCAGAAAAAAAUACUCCCAGUGAAGACAGCAUCCCAUGUACCCGCGACCUCAGUUGGAGGGCUUCCUUCACCUAUGGAGAGUGGGAACGAGAGAACCCCUCUGGGCCGCAGCCCCUCUCUCUCCUCAGCACUUUGGCAGCUUCCACGGGGCCACAGCUGGCCUCACUCAUAGGAAAUUCUUUUUGAGCCACCCUUUCACACUGGGGAGAAUCUAAGCAGCCCUCGCCAGUACCACUCUGCAGCAUUAGCUUUAUGAGGGACUGACUAUCUGGAUGGAGGGAAGGAGAAAGCUGCAACUAGGGAAAAACUAGAAUCAUCUCACGCUGAUAGCAUAGCCUUUCCUUGGAGAACCAUUUUGGAGCAUGGCUCUUGGAUGAGAGGCAAUAUUCCAGCGUUAUUCCAGCAUGUAACUUCGGCGAUCUCACCACCACACCCCACCUCCAUUCCACCAGGCAGACACAAAACGAUGUGUUCUCGGAAGGGCCAGGACCAAGAGGUGGAGAGAAGGAAGGAAAGGAACGCAGGAUCAGAGGAGAGGUGGAAGAGAACAAAAUGGAGGUGAAGAGGGAGGAAAUCAGAAAAGAAGAGAGAUACACAGAGGUGGUUAAGAAAAGGAAACAGAAGGGGCUUCAGAGAAAAGCUGAAGAGGACAAGAGAAGAAAUACACCUCUUAGAGACGCCUCACCCAGCUUCUAUUUAUCUAAUUUAAAACUUGAUAGUAAGACCAUAUACCAAAAAAAGAGAUGUGCUUUCUUCUCUGUUCAGGCUACUCUGGAUAAGGGUCAGAGACGAUUUCCAGCCAAGGGCCUCUCCAUAAAUUUCCCUUUUUUGCCAGUUUUUCUUGUUAGUCCCUCUUUUCUGAUUCAAGUUUUGGCCCUUCUUCCUUAGCCCAUUCCCUAACUUGGACUUGCUAGCCUGGCCCUCGUGUUCCAUAUGGAAGUUUGGGCUUGAGGCUGCGGAAAGAUUCCUACAGGAGGAAGUCAGACAAGGUGUGUGAGAUGGGGGAAUUUCUCUUUUGUGUUCAGGCUAAGUUUUGUUGUUUCAGCCCUAUAAACACUGGCUCAAUUUCUUUUGCAUAUGACACCCCCUUAAAUUUUGUCAUACCUUGUUAGGGCUUAUUAAAUGAUCAGUUCCAAAGUGAGGAGAUACAGGCUCAAAGCACAGGUAAAAUCAGAGGUUCGCAAAUUGUAGAUCAGGAGAGUCACUAAGAAGUGUCUGUGAAAUGGCCCACGGGCUGGCAUCUUUGUUUAACACGUGCAAUAUUUCACAUACAAU